AUUCCCAGUUGAUUCACGGAAAUCAAUCAAUGAUAUUUGAAAAACUAAAAACUCUUCAAUACCAUUUUGUGGAUCCUAACACCAAGGUUGUGAAUUUUUCGAUCCAUUUCUUUUCAUUCAUUAUUUUGUGAUAGCAUUCUUUUCAUUCUGUAAUUAAGAUUAAACACUACCCACUCUAUUAUAACCAACCAAAUUGAUACCAACUAAAUUGGUAUAAAACAAUAACAACAACAACAACAACAACAACAACGACAACAACAAAAACCAAAAUGGCAAUAAAUCAUCAUUAUAAAUCCAUAUGGAUACGAUUACUAUUUAUUCUGCUGAUAUUUUUAGCAUCAUUUUUUUGGCUAUUGUUUCUUGUUCAAGUGGCUAGACCGGAUAUUAAUUUGAAUAUCGGUGAUAAAAAACAAAAAAUCAGUUAUGACGAAGAAUUUUUACAUGAUGAUCAAAAAACGAAUCAAGAAAUGUCGGACAUCUUAAAGAAUAAACCCAAUGAUGAAGAUUCAAGAAUUUCAUUUCCAAGUAACAUUGAACAAUUAAAACGAUUAGCCCGUAUAUUAUCAUUAUAUUCACAAACUCAUUCACAAUAUGUUUUCAUAUUAUUCUGUUCGGCCUAUAUAUUUAAACAAACAUUUGCCAUACCUGGUUCAGUUUUUCUGAAUCUUCUUGCCGGUGCCAUUUAUGGUACAUGGAUCAGUUUUCCACUUUGUUGUCUACUAUCAGCUAUUGGAGCAACAUGCUGUUUUUUUCUAUCCAAAAUGGCUGGCCGUCAUUUAUUGGAACACUAUUUUCCGGAAAAACUUAAUUAUUUCCGCCAAAAAUAUAUUGAACAACAACGUCAUCAGGAAAAUCUUUUCUUGGUACUAAUUUCACUACGGCUAUUUCCUAUGACACCAAAUUGGUUUCUUAAUAUUGCCUCACCAAUAGUCAAUGUUCCUUUACAUUUAUUCUUCUUAUCUGUAUUAAUCGGCUUAAUGCCGUACAAUUUCAUUUGUGUACAGACCGGAUCGAUAUUAUCGCAAAUAAAUUCAAUGGACGAUGUGUUUACAAUAAAAACAUUCAUUGCAUCAUUAUUCGUAGCCAUCGUUGUUGCUAUACCAACCUUAUUGACCAAAAAAAUUCGACCACCGAUCAUGUCCACGGCCAACAGCAAUCAUUUGGAUAGAUCGAAACCAAAAUCGAAUCAAAACUAAAAAAAAAAUCCCACUAAAUAAGACGAUGAUAAUAAAAAAAAAUGCUGCAAUUG
Messenger RNA from Dermatophagoides farinae (American house dust mite), 1249 nucleotides. RefSeq names its product transmembrane protein 41A. The record is from RefSeq and is a predicted model, not a curated record. Lineage: Eukaryota; Metazoa; Arthropoda; Arachnida; Sarcoptiformes; Pyroglyphidae.